AAUAUACAUAUGUAAGCUGAAUAAGCCAGACCUUAACAAUGGCGGCUGAACCGUCACGAUUAGCUGUUCAAUGUCAACUGGAAGAGGAAGUUUUGAAAUAGUGGCAGGUGCGAAGUGUUUAAUUGGAUAUUAUGGCGGACAAAGAGCCUGCUACUAUCGACGAUGAAAUUGGGGAUCCCGGCAUCGAGCCUGGUGCUUCUACGGAAACAAUGCUUGUUACCACCGACAGUUUCGAGGAGUAUGAGCAAGAGAUUAGUAGUAGCAUCGACGAUAGACAAAUGAAAGAAAGCACAACGAGCACCAUCUCCGAGAUCCAGGAAGACGCGCAAGACAUUCCGACAACACCCACAGUAGCGAAUUCGCGAGAUCUUCAAAAAACACCUUCUCUUGAUGAUUCCGAAUUAGAGGGUGUCACCCAUCGAAUAGGUCAGAGUAGUUUAGAUUCCGAUCCCUUACGUUGCAAAACAUGGCUGGCUCAAAGGAAACAUAUAUUUAUUUUAAGCCAGGCUGGAAAACCUAUAUACUCUAGAUACAGUUCUGAGGAUAAACUAGUCACAGUGAUGGGCGUUAUGCAGGCUCUUGUUUCAUUCGUCCAAGCAGACAGCGAUAUGAUUAGAUCUGUACAUGCAGGAGAUACUAAUUUUGUGUUCGUAGUUAAAGGUCCACUAAUACUAGUUUCAGUCUCUAAAACACUCGAAAGUGUACCACAACUUACAUUGCAAUUAACAUAUGUGUACAAUCAAAUAGUCUCUAUGUUGACACAGUCACAAUUAACUAAAGUAUAUGAGCAACGUAGGAAUUUUGAUUUGAGAAGAUUGUUAUCUGGUAGCGAAAGACUGAUAGAUCAUCUAUUAAACUUCAUGGAUAGAGAACCAGCAUUUUUCCUAGGAGCUAUUAAAUGUUUACCCCUACUUCCUUCUAUGCGAAGUUCCAUUGCUCAAACAAUCAUCCAGACUUGUGGAAAGAUCAAGAAUUUAGUGUUUGCAAUACUUCUAGCUAAUAAUCAACUGGUAACGUUAGUCAGAAUGAACAAAUUCUUUUUACACCCAGUGGACUUGCAUAUAAUACAGAAUUUGGUCGACAGUUCAGAGUCGCUUAAAACAGCCGAGAGCUGGACACCGAUAUGUCUGCCAAAGUUUGAUGCCAAUGGUUAUAUGCAUGGACAUGUGUCAUAUUUGGCCGAGGACUGUCAAGCAUGUCUGCUAUUACUCACUGUCGACCGAGACGUGUUCUUUGUACUGUCCGAGGCAAAACAGAAAAUCGUAGAAAAAUUGAGACGGACAAAUUGUCUGGAAGCAAUUAACGAAUCCAUGAACAAACCACCGAUUACAACGGCUGACAUUGGAUUGCCAGAGAUGCGGCACGUUUUAUACAAAUGUAAAAGUACAGCUCAGUUUUGGAGUCCUGGUUUUCAAGCUCCGUAUACAACGGAUGAAGAAAUAGAGCGAUUGCUGGGUCUUUAUCAGUGUUUGCACCAUAGAUUAUACGCUCCAAAUCGACCGCUGAAAUUUAUAUUCCAACAAUUAGAUAAAGAGACUAUGCUAGCAUGGGUAACACUGGGUUUUGAAUUGUAUGUUACGUUUGAACCGUUAGUAACCAAAGCUGAUGCUAUUGAAGCGGCAAGUAAAUUAGUAAAGUGGAUCAAGAAAGAAGAAGAGAGAUUAUUUAUUUUAAAUCCCCCAACGUUUUAAGAAAAAGAUUAUGGGUCGAAUGGAUAAAGUUUAAAAACGUGCAGUACACUGUUUUAUAACGGUUUAUGCUGCUAAAUGGAGUACCACGAAUAAUAGCGAAGCAAACUGCAUCGUAAGUGGGCGAUGCAUUCACGUUGUUUUCUUUCUCAUAUAUCGACACUAUAAUUUUGCUCAUUAUUUCUUUUAUAAAAGUACUGCGAGAUUCAGUACAAUGUGGAAAUGUAUAUAUUUGAAGAUACUACGCGUGUAAUUGUAUACAUUACAUUUAUAGACAGGCUAUGACAUUAUCAACUUUAUUUUAUUACAUGGUGCUUGAGAAAAUUUGUCAUUGCUUCGUUGAGAACGGAUCUAUUCUGAAAAGAAUCUUUUUAUGUCGUUUACGAAUGUCCUUAAUAUAGUAACCUUUAUCAACAAUCGCAAUGAUAAAUAUUCUCUAUUCUUUUGUAAAUAAUAUUUACGAUGUAAGUUUAUCGAAAAAAAAGAUUCUAGAAUGAACUAAUAGCGUAAUUUUAUGAAGAACAAAUAUUGUUACUUGGAACGCGUAUUGUACGGGUAUGCUACUAUGUAGCGUUUCUAUCGAUGAGUACUAUAAUUUUAAUAUGAAACUAUUCCCUGUAAAUGUUUCACACUGCUGUUAAUUGUGACCGAAGUGUUGUACACAUCAUAAACGGAUUCAAGACUUAUA
Megalopta genalis is the source of this 2376-nucleotide messenger RNA. It is a transcript of the gene Mon1, whose product is annotated as vacuolar fusion protein MON1 homolog. Gene Ontology annotation, cellular component: Mon1-Ccz1 complex. NCBI's taxonomy places the organism in Eukaryota, Metazoa, Arthropoda, Insecta, Hymenoptera, Halictidae. Gene Ontology annotation, biological process: endosome to lysosome transport via multivesicular body sorting pathway; protein targeting to vacuole. The record is from RefSeq and is a predicted model, not a curated record.